UCUCUCAGCUGCGGCAGUGCUUGCCUUCAGUGGUCGCACUUGGAGGGUGCAGCCACCAUUCGGAGGAGGAGUCACUGCCACCACCUGACUAUGGCCGAGGAUCUGGUUCUGAAGAAUUGUGACCUGGAGCUGGAGGUCAAUGGCCGUGACCACCACACAGCUGACCUGUGCCGGGAGAAGCUGGUGGUACGGCGGGGCCAGCCCUUCUGGCUGACCCUGCACUUCGAGGGCCGAAGUUAUGAGGCCAGCGUGGACAGCCUCACCUUCAGUGCGGUGACCGGCCCAGCCCCCAGCGAGGAGGCCGGGACCAAGGCCCGCUUCCCGCUGUCCAGUGCCGCGGACGAGGGCACCUGGACGGCCGUGGUGAUGGACCAGCAGGACGGCGUCCUCUCGCUGCAGCUCAGCACCCCGGCGAACGCCCCUGUUGGCCUGUACCGCCUCACCCUGGAGGCCUCCACCGGCUACCAGGGCUCCAGCUUCGUGCUGGGCCACUUCACUCUGCUUUUCAACACCUGGUGCCCAGCGGAUGCUGUGUACCUGGACUCAGAGGAGGAGCGGGAGGAGUAUGUGCUCACCCAGCAAGGCUUCAUCUACCAGGGCUCGGUCAAGUGCAUCAAAAGCAUACCUUGGAACUUUGGGCAGUUUGAAGAUGGGAUCCUGGACAUUUGCUUGACGCUCCUGGACAUGAACCCCAAGUUCCUGAAGGAUGCCUGCCGUGACUGCUCCCGCCGGAGCAGUCCUGUCUACAUGGGCCGGGUGGUGAGUGCCAUGGUCAACUGCAAUGAUGACCAGGGUGUGCUGCUGGGACGCUGGGACAACGAUUACAAGGAUGGUGUCAGCCCCAUGUUCUGGAUUGGCAGUGUGGACAUCCUGCGGCGCUGGAAGACCUCGGGCUGCCAGCGUGUCAAGUACGGCCAGUGCUGGGUCUUCGCUGCUGUGGCCUGCACAGUGCUGCGGUGCCUUGGCAUCCCCACCCGAGUGGUGACCAACUUUAACUCAGCCCAUGACCAGAACAGCAACUUGCUCAUCGAGUAUGUCUACAACGAGUUUGGAGAGAUGCAGAGGGACAAAAGCGAGAUGAUCUGGAACUACCACUGCUGGGCGGAGUCAUGGAUGAGCAGGCCGGACCUGCAGCCGGGCUACGGGGGGUGGCAGGCCCUCGACCCCACGCCCCAGGAGAAGAGUGAAGGGACAUACUGCUGUGGCCCGGUUCCAGUUCGUGCCAUCAAGGAGGGUGACCUGAGCACCAAGUACGAUGCACCUUUUGUCUUUGCUGAGGUCAAUGCCGACGUGGUGAACUGGAUCCAGCAGAAGGAUGGGUCCAUGCGCGAGUCCACCAACACCGCCCUGACCGUGGGGAUGAAGAUCAGCACGAAGAGGGUGGGCCGUGAUGAGCGGGAGGACAUCACCCACACCUACAAGUACCCGGAGGGGUCCCCAGAGGAGAGAGAAGCCUUCAAAAAGGCCAACCACCUGAAUAAGCUGACUAAGAAAGAGGAGAUGGGGGUGGCCAUGCGGAUCCGCGUGGCCCAGAGCAUGAACAUGGGCAGUGACUUUGAUGUCUUCGCCUACAUCACCAACAACACGGCUGAGACCCACACCUGCCGCCUCAUGCUCCAUGCCCGCACCGUCAGCUACAAUGGGAUCCUGGGGCCUGAGUGUGGCAGCAAAGACCUGCUCAACCUUUCCCUGGAGCCCUCAUCUGAGAAAAGCAUUCCCCUCCGAAUCCUCUAUGACAAGUACUGUGAGUGUCUGACCGAGUCGAACCUUAUCAAGGUGCGGGGCCUCCUCAUAGAGCCGGCUGCCAACAGCUACCUGUUGGCCGAGAGGGACAUCUACCUGGAGAAUCCAGAAAUCAAGAUCCGAAUCCUGGGAGAGCCCAAGCAGAACCGCAAGCUGGUGGCGGAGGCGUCCCUGCGGAACCCUCUCACCAAGCCGCUGUUAGGCUGCACCUUCACCAUGGAGGGGGCCGGCCUGAUGGAUGAGCAGAAGAUCGUGGACGUCCCGGACGCCGUGGCAGAGGGGGAGGUCAAGGUGAGGGUGGAUCUGAUGCCACGCCACGUGGGCCGCCAUAAGCUGGUGGUGAACUUUGAGAGCGACAAGCUGAAGUCUGUGAAAGGCUUCAGGAAUGUCAUCAUUGGUCCCGCCUAAAGGCCAUGUGCCCAGCCCCGCCUCAGCCAGCUCAGAGCCCCUAACCUGAUCCCAAUUUUUGUUCCAAGUUAAUGCGCCAAUUUGCCCCCUCUUGGCCCCAGACCUCAGAGCCUGUGGGCGCUUUUUGGGAUGGAAUGUACUCCUAGCCUAUCUUGUGCCCCUGAACUUGGAUUCCCAUCUCCCUUUAACUGUGAAGAAUGUUCUGUGCUUCCCCAUUAGGAGCACUGCCCUUGGCUGAUUGGGUCUGGGGUCGGGGAGGAGGGACCCAGGCCUCCCUUUAUAGCCUAGAUGCUAUUGGAAACCACUGACCACCCACCAUAUUGUUUGAUUUACUCCAGAGCCCCUUGAAGCCAGCAGAAGAGAGACGGUAUGCCCCUUGACCAGAUCCCAGACAAUACACAGGCCCCAGGAGCCCUUGGGAAAAUGAGAGCCAGGGCAGGUGGAGUCCCAGGAAGGGUCAGACCCAAGGUCCCCUCAUAUCCCAGCAGCCCUGGCCCAGUCAUCCCCACUGCCACCAUUGUGAGGCACCGGCCAUGUGCGGGGCACUUUCCCUGCCUUUGCUAGUACUCACACGACUACAACCCAUUUAAGUCACCAUGGGAAAUGGCAGGGUAGGAGCUGCUUUCUGGAUGAAGACUCUGGGGCUUGGAGGAGGGAGGGGAGGCUCUCUCUGCACCAGCAGGAUAUUUGCAAGGCUGGGUAGUAGGAAAGCUCUAGAACAUAACCCAGGACUUCUGACUCCGAGUCCAGCUCCUCGUUCAUGGCCCCAGUCCCGACCUGAGAAUAUUAAAGAGGCCAUUUGGGACCUGAGCAGAAAGGAGGCAGUUGGGGUGAGGUGGGGAGGAGAUUGGAGGGGUCAGAGCCCUGGGUUUGAGCCCCAAGUCCAGUCGGUCACUGUCUUCCCCUCUCUGGGCCUCAGAUUCCUCAUUGGGCGAUGGGGUGUUGACCCAGCCACGAGUAAGGCCCUCUCAGCUCUGCUCUUCCAAUGCUUAUAGGACCCAGCCUUGCAAAUGACAGCAAGUCCUCAUCCCUGGCUCUCACAGCCUGAGGCCACAGGUCCAGAUGCUUCUGAGUGUGAGACUCUGACCAUGACCACCUUCCCACCCCCAGUCCCAACUGUGUCCCCUGUCAUGCCCAGUCACCUUCCUUCACACUACAGUUCUGGGGAAGAGAGCUCCACAGGCCCCUGUCCUACCCAUGAACUUGCCCACUGCAAUGCCUAGACUUCACGAGAGCCUUAACCACCUGUGUGGGUCACUAACAAGGUUAGCACCUCAGCCGCCCCCUCUCUGCAGGACCAGGGCCCAGAAACAUAGCCCCAGCCCCGACUAAGCUCCGAGAACCUAAGGGCUGUCAUCUCUGACUCUAUCCCCCUCUCUGUCCACAUGACUGGGCUGGAAGAGGGAUGAGGGAGAAUGCUAUAUCUGGGGUGGGGUCACAGCCUCCAGGGCCCCCAAAAUCUCAGAGGGGGACUUGGGGAAAGCCAUGCAGACACACAUAGAACUUUCUGAUUUGCACUGGGAAGGAUCCCCAAAUAAGCCGACUUGUGUAUGUUCUUACAAAGGUUGCAGUAGUUCUCUAUGAUUCUGUAAACAUUUUUGGAUUCCAAGCAGGCAGUAGAUGCAUUUUCGAGCCACAGAGUGAGCACCGAAAUAAAAGCGUUUGCUUUGCACAUUCAAA
Messenger RNA from Lontra canadensis (Northern American river otter), 3831 nucleotides. RefSeq names its product transglutaminase 2 (gene TGM2). The transcript is spliced from 13 exons. NCBI's taxonomy places the organism in Eukaryota, Metazoa, Chordata, Mammalia, Carnivora, Mustelidae. Bases 91 to 2151 code for a protein of 686 amino acids. Gene Ontology annotation, biological process: peptide cross-linking. The record is from RefSeq and is a predicted model, not a curated record. Gene Ontology annotation, molecular function: protein-glutamine gamma-glutamyltransferase activity.